This is a messenger RNA of Lactuca saligna, 1652 nucleotides long. NCBI's taxonomy places the organism in Eukaryota, Viridiplantae, Streptophyta, Magnoliopsida, Asterales, Asteraceae. The record is from the annotation of a GenBank genome assembly.
AGGCUGUCAAUCCUUUUAAAGCAACUCGUCUUCCUGUACCUUGAUCUGCACUCUCUCUCCCUUCUCUUUUCAAGCCCUAAGCCGCCAUCACCAGCAUCGAAACCCAUCAGCUCUAAGCGGCCAUGGAAUCUAUAAAGAGUGUUUGUCAGCGCCAUCAGACACUAAUCUUCUCUAUCCACUAUGUCGCAAGUCUCCAUAUGCUUUCCAUCAGCGCCAUUCGACGAAAAGAACUAGGGCUUUGAACCACUUCUCAAUAAAUUGUUCAGAGAGAUCCAACAGCUCCUCUCACGCAAAACACCUUCGAUUGAAGGUUAUGUGACUCCUUACAUCAGCGCCAUUCGAUUGAAGCUAUUUUAGCAAACUCCGAUCGCCUUCAAUCCAAACUCCAAUCAAAAAUAGCAUCUCGCAUGUCUUCUCAGCUCUCCACUCCUCCAUUUCGCUGGGGAACCUGGUUGUAUUACAGGAGAGUAGAGGAAGGGAAACAAUAUCCAUUACUCUGUAGGAGAUUAGCUAGCCUAAACGAAGAGUUCAUUUCACAUAAAAGUCCAACAGGUGGGUUCGAUUUCAUCUCCAGGAAGAGGAUUGAACAAAAACUCAUCGAUUAUAAUCAAGAAGCAGAAAGAUUUGGGGUUAUGCAUAUGAAGAGAGAUUUGAAUUUAGGUUCUCUUGUAGUAAGCCACAAGCUGAUUGGGUCUGUAAUGUGGCAUGGGCUAAAGGGGGUCAAGGCAUAUCUGUAUCAUGAGUCCCAAGCUGCUUGUUUCAAGAAAGCGAGAGAUGAUCUAUACAAGGUUAAAGCAUGGGUUUUCUCUCCACAAGUCAAAGUUAUUAGGUCUGACAUUCGUGAGGAAGAUGUGUUGAAGGAGAAAGAUGCUUUUGAGGAUCUUAAGAAGCUGGCAGCCAAGUCACUGACUGAGACAGUUAAUCAGUUGAUUGACACUGUUAAUCAGGUGAAGGAGGAUGAAAAUGCCGAACAGGCGACCCGACCAUCAAGAGUCACUGAUGCGGGACAAAAUCGGUCUGGUGCACCUCUUAAAGCUGCAGACAAUGUUAUUAUCUCACAGCAUCAGCAUGCAGCAGCCUCUCAAAUUCAGGCAAGAGAAACCGAUAUACAUGCACUCUCAUUGAGUAAAAACGAGACAGGUGUCCCCAUGAAUGUAUCCGAAAGCUUCAAAAAGGAAUAUGCAAUGGUACUAUUACAGCUCAAAGAAGCUAGUGAUCAGGUUGCUUCUGCUCUUGCAAAUUUGAGGCGACGCAACACAUACCCAGAGAAAAGAGGGAUUUUGAGGACGAAUAAUCGACUUCCUCUGCAUUGUCCUUCCUAUUACUUUGGUUUGUACAGUAAAAAGAAAAAAACUGUGAAGAAAGAUACUUCUUCUGAUGACAGUUCUGAUAUGCGAGUAAAAAAACACCGUGGAUCAACUGUCAGGGAGAAAUUGAGUAGGGAUUGUCACCUACAUUCUGAAGGAGAAGGAGAAGCAAAAAGAGCUUCAAUUACUUACUGCAUAACCUACAUUCUAAAUUGCAUCACCAAGCAUUCACCUCAGUACAUAAUUCUAAUGGUGGGGCGUAUAUUGAGAGGGAUUGCCACCUCUCUCCUCUUUUCAGCCUUCGAAUCAUGGCUUGUUGCUGAACACAACAAGAUGAAAAGAUAG